AUGAAAAAUGCCUUGACGAAUUAUUGGACAGAUCUGAGAAAGGGAGAUUCAAGCAUAGAAAGCAGUGUAGCUACUUUUACUUGCGUCAGGAAGAAGAUGAAAAGGAAUGCCAAAAUGUUGAUUGCUUCACUGAAGCAAAUGGAUAACAAACUUGUGGCAUCUCCGCUUUUGGAUCAAGGUCACCAACUCUCGGCUGUGAUUCGGAUGAUUAGAGAAGUUGAUGUAAUGAACUGUUCUAUUUUCCAAUCCCUCCUUUUAUUCUUGUUGACUUCAUCAAAGCCUAAACAAAGCAGGUGGUCCCUUGUUUCAAAAUUGAUGCACAAGGGAAUAAUAGCUUGUGAAGAAAAGCAAGAAAAUCGGAAUGAGUUGGAAACUGUUGAUGCGGCACUAAGUGAAGUGUCUGAUUCGGAGAAGAAGAAAACUGCGCAUAAGAAACUUGAGGCUUCGAUGAUCAGCAUUGAAGAUGUCGAGAAUUUUCUGGAGCGUUUGUUCAGGCCCUCGAUUAAAACAGGAGCCUCUCUUUUUAACAUAAUCUCCCAAUAG
This is a messenger RNA of Dovyalis caffra, 543 nucleotides long. NCBI's taxonomy places the organism in Eukaryota, Viridiplantae, Streptophyta, Magnoliopsida, Malpighiales, Salicaceae. The record is from the annotation of a GenBank genome assembly.